Molecule: messenger RNA, 1080 nt
Organism: Striga asiatica
Lineage: Eukaryota; Viridiplantae; Streptophyta; Magnoliopsida; Lamiales; Orobanchaceae
Source: the annotation of a GenBank genome assembly
AUGGCGCUCCGAAAAUUGGCCGCCGCCGCCGUCUUCGUUGAAUUAAAGCACCGUACAAGCCCACCGGUCAUCGCCAUGAGCCGGAUUUUGCAUCGCGAUCCUUCUCCCGGUAUCCGUCGUUUCAGCACUCCGGCUCACGGCCCGGCGGUCCUCGGUCGCAAUAUGGAGCAAAACAACAUCAACAGCAACGGCGCCGCUGAAGACAAUCUCAUAUUUGUGGUGGAUCGUAAAAACAACAAUCUAUCCUUACUCUCAAUUGAAAACAAGUCGCUCCAACUAGUGGUGUUGGGCUCCGAGGAUGAAGGUAUUACAACUCCGUCCAAGCUCCUGUGGGACCCCGCGACCGAUGAGGUCCGGCCCAUUCCUCAAUUUCCGGUGAAUCCUCACUUGCCCGUAGAAUACUCUUUGGAUUUCCUUUGGGGCGUUGGGUUUGACCCUAGCUCAGGGGACUGUAAGGUGGUCAGGGCUUCCCAUCUUGAUUAUGGUGGUCGUGAGCCCCGCGAAUUUAGAGGGGAGUUGCUGUCGGUCGGCACCGGUUCGUGGAAGGAAAUCGAGUUCCCCUAUGAUUACGAAGACCUAUUUAGUAUCUCCAAGUACUGCAUUCUCAUUAGCGGCUUUUGUUAUUGGCACGGUUAUUUAUUCGAUUCUGAUUGUCACAUUAUUAUUACAUUUGAUUUCGGCCGUGGAGAGUUCCCGGCUGAUCACAUUCCCUUCCCGAACGAGCACACGCACCCGAAGAUGGUUCUUGCAGAGUAUCACGGGUUGCUUGCUGUUAUUUUGCAGGAUUAUGGGAUUUAUAAAGAUUCUUUGCGGGUCGAGAUUUGGGUUUGGAGCAAUGGGGACCGCAGCUGGUCUCACUUGUCCACAUUCCAUGUUCCGGCGGAUGUUGAUGUUAAAGAGGUUGUGGGUCUCUACAAUAAUGACAAAGUGAUUCUCCUUGACUCUAAAGGUGCCAUUCUGCUUUAUGAUUGUCGGACAUCCGAGUUGGAGAGUUUCGGUGUAAUCCGUGAUUAUAAGCAUGAUUCCAAGUAUGACAGUUUUAGGGUUUACCCUUAUUAUUCUAAGAGCAAGCCAACUUGA